Messenger RNA from Lethenteron reissneri (Far Eastern brook lamprey), 3785 nucleotides. RefSeq names its product myeloid-associated differentiation marker homolog. Gene Ontology annotation, cellular component: membrane. Lineage: Eukaryota; Metazoa; Chordata; Hyperoartia; Petromyzontiformes; Petromyzontidae. The record is from RefSeq and is a predicted model, not a curated record.
AAUCUCGCUGUCACACGUUAUCAGUGCAUAGCAAUAUACCGCAAUCAAGGCACACAAACCCCGAUUUCUCCACUUCCCAUAUUCAAUCACGCCAGAGUUAAACCUCAACGACGCCUGAAACGAAGCGGAUCACCUGUGGCCUCGUCUCGUGGCGUUGGACAUUCUUUACGUUCAAAAUGUCGCAAGUAGCCUUGUGGGUGCUGAGGAUUCUGGAGAUGGCUGGAACGUGCACAGCCUUCAGCCUGCUGGUCCACAAGGGGGGCUGGGGCGAGCACAACUACGGACACUUCUGCAUGGCCGUGUGGUGCAUCUGCUUCAUCCUGAGCACGAUCGUGAUAAUCGUCGAGAUAUCGAGAUUCUACAAGAAGCUGCCCUUCUCCUGGAGCGACCUCACCAUCACCAUCUCGACGUGCUGCUGCAUCAUGCUCCUCCUCGUCUCCAUCUUGUACCCGGUGUUUUUCCUCAAUGGAAAUAAAGUCACCGACGAAGUCAAAGGCUUCAGGAUCGGGACCACGGUGGCCUCCUGCCUGACGACGCUUGUGUACGCGGCGGAGGUGGGAGUCGCACGUCACACUGCCGACGAGAUGAAUGGCUUCAUGUCCACCAUCCCGGGCAUCCUCAAGAUCGUGGAAGCCUUCAUUGCUAUCCUCAUCUUCUUGGUGGUCGAUGAUAAAGACGUCUACAACACGAUGCCCGCCAAGGAGUGGUCCAUGGCCGUCUACUGCCUCUGCUUCAUCGGGUCCCUUUUGGCAAUUGUUGUGGCCAUAAUCAAAUGGCCAAUUCACGGAUUUGACCCUCCCGUGGACAAAAUCAUGUUGGGAUUUGCGGCAUUUGCUGUCGUCGCAUAUGCUUCUGCUGUCUUCCUCUGGCCCAUUUAUUCUUUCGAUGGUGCCUUUCAAGUUGCUGAGAACUCAAGACCACUCAAUUGCCCGACCGAGUGGGGUACAUGUAAAUAUGACGACAAUGUAUCAGUGACUGUAGCUACUUGUUUCAAUUUCAUUGUUUAUUUAAUAGAUCUUAUCUUGAUAACCAAAAAGGUACUUAAGCGAUAACCUAAUUAUCGCAUACAUUUCCAAACUCGAAUUAUAUACCAACGUUUUUCCCUCUGCAUAUAUGUAGAGGACUUUGAUUGCGUGAAAUUAGCAUGCUCAUAUUUGGAUGAAAUAUUUGUACAAUAAUAUAAAAUAAUUGGUUAAGUGUAUGUAUGUGCGGUCACUGCUUGCUACAUACAUUGUGGUUUUAAAUACGGAAGUCUCUAAUAAAAUUUUAGUUUUGAUAAGAAUUUAUUACAAUGUGGACCUUGCAAUGUGUUUAUUUUAUAGACUAAAUGAUGCCUCCUCCUACGUGUUCAGGCAGACGCAUUAACCACGUGUCGUCCUGGUGCUGGCGUGCGAUAAUUAUCUGCAUGUUUCGCUUAGUACAGUUUGUCUUUUAAAUACUGGACUAAUGUAGGGGUGAGAUUCCCCGGUAUACAGUAUUGCAUCUUUUUUAUUCUUAACAAAACCCCAUUAUUUCUACGAAUACCAGCUUGCAAUGCUAUUAAUACGGACUUUUAUGUUUUAAACAUAGCAAGGAAUAAAUAUACAUAUGCAUGCAUGGAUUCUGUAGCUCCAAUAUCCAUUUUGUCCUUGGGGGCACCACGGUGGCAGGAUGUUAAUGAUCUCACUUUGUAUAUAUGGAGUUUGCAUGUUAUCCCCAUGGUCGCGUGGAUUUUUCUCCGGGACCUCUGGUUUUUCCCCUCACAUUUAGAAACAUGCGUUUGGAGUGUUUGGCUGCUAUACAUUUCCACGUGAUAAGCCACUUCGUUGAGCUAUCAUUUGUGGCCAAGUCGUUUCUGAAAAACAGCUAUAUAGCUCAGUGGGCCUUACCUGGUGAAAUACAAAUAGUAGUUAAAUAUAGUAAAUAUUUAAUUGGCAAAAGCAACGUGAGGGCUUUCAGCCAUGCAACGAGAAUGCGUGAGAUGUCACCAAUAGGCAAUGCGCAGACGUGGCAUACGAUGCCAUUACAUUACUGGCAAGGAAUAACCUUUUAGCACUGAUUUCAUCACCAAGUUUUGGGCAACGCUUUGAUCAAUUUGGCCAGGCUUUCUCUAGGAUAAGGCCCUAAAAGUAACGUACCUUUAUACUUAUCUUUUGUUCAUAUUGGAUCAUCUUUAUGAAAGUUAGCGUGCACCCCCUCCCACCCCAUCUCUUCGCCCUCGAUCGACAGACGGAUGGAGAGAGCUUAAUGCAUGUUAAAACGGCAAUAUAAAAGAAAUGGGGAACAAAAACACUGAAACCACCAAUGAUCUCAAGUGACUUCGUGAGCAGCACGAAACUGGGACGGCCUGGUGCGUUCCCUUUGCGCGCAGUGUGAAGACACUUCUAACAACAAGUCAAUAAUAGUUUGCACAUUGUACAAAUGUUUCUCUUCGCGGGUCAAUUAGUAGUUAUUUUGUUUAUUUUCAUUUUUAGGGAUAGCCCCCCCCCCCCCCCCCCGCUAAACCCCCUGUGAUAUGCAGCACACGGUACAUCCGCCCACGUUAUUUCGAGGACACACUUUAAGGGAUGAUUUAAAAAUCGAUAAACUCCCGAAGGAGUUGACCCUCUUACAACUCAUGAUCACUCUACCUACGUUGAGUAUAAAAUAAGAGCACGUGGAAUGUUGUUGUUGCUUAUAAUAUGCAAAUAACGUGUAGUCCAGGAUAACAAAACUAAUCGUGCAUUAACUACUUGACGGCAUAAUGUACUAUAAUAGGGCAUUGCUUUUGUGUUCAUCCUGUGUUUACCCCAAUUGGAUGAAGGCCUCCCCACAUUGUUUUUAAUUAUGAGGGGCGUUUGACAAGUACAAAAGCUGGUCGGUGUUGGUUGUUGAAGGGGGAUGUGCCUGGACUGGAUCGGCAUGUAAUUUUUCCACUGAUGUUCACCAUGAUCAAGAAUUAAAAUCUCGUCACCAUGUUCACAGUGCAGUGCGUAAAACAAUGCACCAUGCUGCUCUACCUUAGGUAAAUAAUUGUAAUAGCUGGCAUAAUGGUAUUGUUUAAAUAUUUCAGUGCAUGAGUUUUCUGAAAAAGAAGUCUUUAAUAUCUGGUGAGGUUUUUAUUCGGUAAAUAAUUGCCAUUAUAUUAUCGUUAUUUUGACAAUACAUUAUAUUAUUAUGAGAAUUUCAGUAAAAUGUUCUUAUUACAAUUGAAAUGCGCUUCUCAAAUUAGUUUUUUAAAAUGUUUGUUAUACACAUCAGUGGGGUGAAGUCGUGUACUGUAUUGUAUUACAAAUGCAAAAAAAAAUCCUUUGUGUGUAGUUAUAGUACGGAUGCUUACAGAACUGUGUGCGAUUCCAUUAAAAUGGUGUAUUUACAAUAUUCAAAUAUAGGGUUCAGUUAUGCCAAGUAAAGUAACAAUUUUAAGUAAUGUUAACAUGUAAUUUGCAUUUUGAUUUAAAGCUUUUGUGACUGUAGGGAUUCAUAUUCUUGGUUCUUUCGCUAAAGUCACGUAGAAGGGAAACAGUAAAAUAAUAAAAAUAUAAAACAAUUAAGCAAUCAUCAUUAGGUGUGAAAUCCACACCUGAUGAUGAUUGCUUGGGUUGCAGUCGAAACGUGGUGAGAAUUUUAUUAUUUUAUAUUUUUAUUAUUUUCCCUUCUACGUGACUUUACCGAAAGAACCAAUAAUAGGUGAUUUGCAUUCAAUUUGUUUUGUGUCCAUUUCGAAAAAGUUCAUGUUAGUCUCAUGCACCACAACGUAAUUACACUUGUAAAGGUUUUUUUUAAAGUCUAUUCCCAUGCCCAAUAAACGUCGGUAUUUCCAAUUG